UGGCAGCCUAGCAUGCGAUUGAACCGCGCUAUCUCUUUUUUUUUAACCCGUGCAGUAGUGGUGUGUUGAGUGAUUUUAAAUCGCAGCCAUGGUGCGUAUGAACGUUCUCGCUGAUGCUCUCAAAAGCAUCAACAAUGCAGAGAAGAGAGGCAAACGACAAGUCUUGCUGAGACCCAACAGCAAAGUCAUUGUCAAAUUCUUGACAGUGAUGAUGAAGCAUGGAUAUAUUGGUGAGUUCGAAAUUGUUGAUGACCACAGAAGUGGAAAGGUUGUUGUCAACCUUACUGGCCGUCUUAACAAAUGUGGUGUUAUCUCACCAAGAUUUGAUGUGCCAAUUAAUGACAUCGAAAAGUGGACAAACAAUCUGCUCCCAUCCAGACAGUUUGGUUAUGUCGUGUUGACCACAAGCGGUGGCAUCAUGGACCAUGAAGAAGCCAGAAGGAAACAUCUUGGUGGCAAAAUCUUAGGAUUCUUCUUUUAAGUCUAUUUUAUACUAAUUUUAAAAUUAGUAUUGACAUUGAUAUGUUAUCGAAGGCAUAAAUAAAUGUCAGUACUUCAAAAAA
Molecule: messenger RNA, 563 nt
Organism: Trichogramma pretiosum
Lineage: Eukaryota; Metazoa; Arthropoda; Insecta; Hymenoptera; Trichogrammatidae
Product: 40S ribosomal protein S15Aa
Exons: 4
Coding region: 89-481 (130 amino acids)
Biological process (GO): translation
Cellular component (GO): ribosome; cytosolic small ribosomal subunit
Molecular function (GO): structural constituent of ribosome
Source: RefSeq, a predicted model, not a curated record